Molecule: messenger RNA, 2433 nt
Organism: Etheostoma spectabile (orangethroat darter)
Lineage: Eukaryota; Metazoa; Chordata; Actinopteri; Perciformes; Percidae
Product: kelch-like protein 23
Molecular function (GO): protein binding
Source: RefSeq, a predicted model, not a curated record
AUGCACAGACAGACUACAACCGCGUCACCCACAAGAGCCCAGGAACUCUAUGCGUAUGAUUUCCACGAUGUGAGCCACCCUGAGGAGGUGCUGGGUGCCCUGAGAGGAUUCUACUCCGAAGGCCUCUUCACAGACAUCGCCCUGCAGUGCUCCUCGGGCCAGGUCCUGCGCUGCCACAAGGUGGCGCUCUGUGCACGCAGCUCAUACUUCAGGGUCAUGUUCACUGCCGACAUGAGGGAGAGGACCGACAGCCUUGUCAGGCUGCCGGUAGUGGAAGUGGAGGUCUUGUCAGCCUUGCUAGACUACAUCUACUCCUCCAGACUCACCAUAACCCAGCUGAAUGUGGAGAGCUUGCUGACGACCGCUGACCUGCUGCCGCUCGGAGCCGUGAAGAGGGCCUGCGAGGCCUUCCUGGUGCGCCUGCUGGAUGUGGACAACUGCCUUGGCAUGCUGGCGUUCUCUCAGCUCCACACAUGUCUCACCCUGGAGAAAGAAGCCCGCAGGCUGCUAGCCGCCAGGUUUCAGGAAGUGAUCAAAGAAGAAGAAUUUCUAGAACUGGAUCCUAAAAGCCUGAGGACUGUCCUAAAAGAGGAGAACCAGGAAGUGGUGGCGGAGGCAUUGGUCAGGUGGCUGGGCCGUGACCCUCUCACGCGAACGAGACGUCUCUCCUCCCUGGCACUGGAUAUUGACCCAAUGGACCUCAGCGAUGCCUUGCUGAAAAUACGUGGUUACAAUGAGCUAAAUGACUCGGACAGCCUCCUUUCCACGUUCACCCCCGCGCCCAGGUUCACCCAGGCCUCCAUGGGAUUUGAUAGGAUGAGAGCCAGCUCCAAGAUGAUCGUAAUUGGGGGUUACCGUUGGCGCCCUUUGUCGGAAAUUCAGCGCUGGGACCUCCUGAACGGGGAUUGGGUGCGGGGUAAAGACAUGCCGGAUCACUCCAAGGAGAGCUAUGCGGUGGCCUUACUGGGCUGUACCAUUUAUGUGAGCGGGGGGUACCGAACCAACACCACACAGGUGUUGGAUACAGUCUGGGAGUACAACAGCGAUUCUGACUAUUGGACUGAAGGGCAGCCCAUGUUGACUGCCAGGUACUACCACUGUUCUGUGGCCUGUUGUGGCUGUGUGUAUGUCAUGGGAGGCUACAGAGGAGCUUCAGUAAUGUCGCGGACUGAACUGUUUGAUCCACUGAAAAGGAGGUGGAUGGCAGUGGCUGAUAUGGCGCAUGGUGUAGGGAACGCCUCCGCGACAGUGUUGGGAAACAAAAUCUACGUAGCAGGUGGUAAUUAUGGCUUCAAGGGCAGCUGCAGCUACAACAAGAUCCAGAGUUACAAGGUGGACAUCGAUCAGUGGAGUAUCCUAACCACUUGCCCCCAUCCAGAGUACGGGAUGUGCCUGGUGUCUUUGAACAGCAGCCUGUACCUGGUAGGGGGCCAGACCACCCUCGCGGAUCGCUUCGACCCAGACACAGAAGAAUGGAUCCCGCUUGCUAUGAUGAAGGAGGGGAGGAUAGAGUGCGGCGCAGUGGCCAUGCUGGGCUGCGUGUACGUCACUGGGGGCUAUUCCUGCUCUAAGACCUACCUGCAGAGUGUGGAGAAAUAUGACCCUCAAACAGAUACAUGGGACAUAGUCGGAGAUCUGACAGAAGCAGCACGCUUGCAUGGCUGUAUAUGUGUUUAUAAUGACACAUAGUGUGGAAAGACUGUCAAGUCAAAGAUACUGCAUCAUCAUCUUCUCUUGGAUUGUAGUGUCAACAGGGUAAACUGGUUGAACAGCUCCCAGUAGGCAGUGAUGUACCACCUGGUUUGAGUUUUAUUAGUUCAAAUCAGGAGAGACUAUAUUUAAGAGUGAAAACAGUUGAUGAGCAUAGUGCAUAAUAGGUUGAUAUGUUAAAGUCUUUAGUAAAUAGACUCUAUCUCAAUGUUAAAUAUUAGGGGUAUAGAGGCCAUGGAUAUAUAGGAAUAUCCCCCCUAUGGAGUCUAGACACUGGUCGAGGUGACGAAGGGGUAAAGGAAGCCUGAAGAUCUGGAUGGAUGUUAUGUAGAACGGGGCUUCUGAUGGAGGAACCCUGGGUACUGAGAAUGAUGAGAACUGGAGGUGAGCGUUGCAUCCAUUUAGUUUGAAAUCACAACUACCAGCAGCAGAGAGGAGAGCGGAUUUAAAGUUUGAAUGGAAACGCGAGAGGUCACUGAGAUCGUGGGUUUAAAUGAAAUUGGGAACGCACAGAGUCAGGAGAGAGAGAGAGAGAGAGAAAAUAUAUGAAGCAUAGAAGUCUUCCUAAAUAAAGUUAUGCUAAGCUUCAUUAGUACAGUACGUAUGUGGUUUUCCCCAGGGUCUGUCUCCUGAACUGCGCCCCCCCUCCCUUCCAAAUUAGCAGAGAAAACAGGAAAAUAAACUGGAAAGGGAAUGUUCAAUUAUCAUGUACAUUUUAUUAUU